This is a messenger RNA of Coffea eugenioides, 1267 nucleotides long. Its product is annotated as GATA transcription factor 1-like. Gene Ontology annotation, biological process: regulation of DNA-templated transcription. Gene Ontology annotation, molecular function: sequence-specific DNA binding; zinc ion binding. The transcript has 2 exons. Lineage: Eukaryota; Viridiplantae; Streptophyta; Magnoliopsida; Gentianales; Rubiaceae. The coding region runs from base 172 to 1038 and encodes 288 amino acids. The record is from RefSeq and is a predicted model, not a curated record.
AACAGAGCCACCCCACCUCUCUCUUUCUCUCUCUCACAAUACAAACCUAACUCAAACCAAACUCCUUUGCCCCCAUUUGUGGGUAUCAUCAGUUUCGUUCCAUCUUCUCUCCCUAUUCUCUGCAAACCCUCAAAGAAAAAAUAGAAAAAAUCUCCAGAAAUUAGAAAAAGAAUGGAUGCUUUGCACAACCCAGAUGUUGCAGGAGCAGCAGCAGGUUGUUUCAUGUUGGAUGGUGAAGACGACCUUCUCAACUUCUCCUUGGACGACGGUGAAGAAGAGAAAGAAAAUAAAAAUCCUUCCCCUUUUCUAAAAGACCCUUAUUCUUUUUCUCCUUCAAAUACCCUCAUUAGCCAUCAAGAUGAUGAUCUCAGCCGUUCACCUUCCUUCCCUGAGUUUGAGGAAGAACUGGAAUGGUUAUCGAACAAGGACGCAUUCCCGGCAGUGGAGACAUGCUUCGACCUUCUAUCUGAGACCCCGGAUUUUGAUGGAUUGAACCACCAGAGCCCGGUAUCCGUGCUUGAAAACAGCAGUAGUAGCAGCAAUAGCAAUGGUAGCAAUGGCAGCGCGGUAAUGAGCUGCUGUGGGAACCUUAAGGUGCCCAGUAGUUUCCCUGUUCGCCCGCGUAGCCAGAGAAGGAGGAGAAAACGAAGAUCAGGUUUUGGGGACUUGCCGAGCCAGGAAUGGCAGUGGUGGAAUCAUGUGAAUAUUAAGAGUAACAGGCAGGAAGUGGCAUUACCACCAGUGCCAGUGAAGGCAAAUACUAGUGCUACUAUUGGGAGGAGAUGCCUGCAUUGCCAAGCUGAUCAGACCCCACAAUGGCGCGCAGGCCCAAUGGGGCCGAAAACUCUUUGCAAUGCCUGUGGGGUGCGGUAUAAGUCCGGGCGUCUUGUGCCUGAGUAUCGCCCUGCUAGUAGUCCUACAUUUUCGGCUGCAUUGCAUUCGAAUUCUCAUAGGAAGAUAGUUGAGAUGAGGAGGCAGAAGCAACCAGGAAUGGGAGGAAUCAUGGCGAACGGGAGUUGUGGAUAUAGGGUAGGAUAGGGAUGGAGUAAUGCAUUAAAUUUUUUUCUGCUUUCUUCCUUUAUUUUUUUUUUAACAUAUAGUUAGGUUAGAGCUUAGGGUCUGUUGUAAUAGCGCUAGACGGUUAGAACCAUUUUUAUUUUGCUUCCAUCAAAUUCCAGUAGGGAAUUUUGACUUUAGUGUGCUUGGUUAUGAAUUAGACUAGAAAUGAAAAUUAAGAUGUUAUGGUUUUGGUUUUUGCCAUAGUUUA